Cajanus cajan (pigeon pea) is the source of this 4845-nucleotide messenger RNA. The record is from RefSeq and is a predicted model, not a curated record. Lineage: Eukaryota; Viridiplantae; Streptophyta; Magnoliopsida; Fabales; Fabaceae.
CCGGUAAGAACGUGGCAGUCGAGACUCGAGAGAAAGGGAAUUUCUCCUCCUCCACCAGCCGCUUUAUUUCGUUGUCUUCUUCUCACAACAAACCCCUCACACCUUUCUUCUUCUUCUUCUCUUCUCUUCUCUCUCUCUCUCUCAUCUUCCGUGUUUAAGAUCCUCACUCAAACGACGCCGUCUCCGCUCCGAUUCCUCAGCCACGUUAUUCAGGUUUCUUGGUGCUGUUGGUGUAUUGUACAUUAUUAUUUCUACAUGUGCUGGUUUCAGAAGUGUGUGAUUUCUUCUCUAUUCCAUUACAUUGUCUGAAUUGCAGAUGGUGUUGUAGAUCCUUUCCAAUCUUUGAUUAAAGGGGUGACUGACUAUAGGGCUCAUGAGUGACGGCUUUGGCAUGUUCUGUUUUCUCAGGACGUAUUAGCAUGAUAUGCCGCAGUUAUGGAGUGUUGUAAGCCAACUUUCAUAUAGGAAGAAAGAUAUCUUGUGCCAAAGAAUAUCUGUUAAGUGGAAGAAUUGUAUAGGCCUUGUUCAGCUGCAUUGUGUAUACUUUAGAUCAUGGUCAUCCUUCUUCUGAGGUUGGAUGGUUGUUUAGCAUGAAAUUGAAAUGGCCUAGCUAUUGUUCUGAGGAUAUUGUGGCAAUAGACCGGUCACAUCCAAUGUUUAGUUAUGCAAGAUGUCGUUCUGGGCUGUUUACAGAAAACUUAGGGAUGGUCAUGGAACUUUUCAUAUACCAUUCUUGUAGUUAUAAGUGGUGCUCUGAAGUGCUAAAAUAUGGAUGUUGGUAAACCUCAGUACUAUGAUACAAUCUACAUGUAACAUUUAAAUGUUCUUGUUGAGUGCUUGUUCUCUUAAUAUGGAAUCUGCUGUGGAAGUGGUACUGUUUAGUAGGGGCUGGUAUGAUGAGUUUAGAAGUACAAGUUUCAUAGAGCUUUCACAACACAUUAACAUGCACUAUGCAGACUGCAAUUUUGAACCAUUAGGGCAUAUCAUAGAUGGAGGAGGCUGCUAUAGUGCUAUGCUUCCUUGCUUAAAUGACAUAGACUUCCUUUUAUGUCAGUUUAGCUUCUGAUUCUGCAAGUUGGUUUGUCCAAUAAUGCAACAAUUCAUGGUUGGGAUUGGUAUAAUGCAGGAUGAUUCUUUAUUUUGAUGUGAGCUUAUGAGUUCGUUGACAUGGAAGCUGAUUGAUAGGCAUGAGUUGGUUAUAUCAUCUUCACUCAUGGGUCUAAAUGUUGAGGAAAGAAAUGAAACUAAUGUCAAGGUGUUGUUAACCUAGCCAGAUUGCAGGCACAAUUCAUUUUGCUUUACCUGUUUAUGGGGGAUGGAAAAUAUAUUACUUCCAUGUUCGAGCUUGUACAUCCUAAUUUUUAAUUGUCAUGCCUUAUUGGGGGGCAGUGGACAGUCUUAACAGGACAUACAAUUGUCUUUGGUUGUGAAGAAAAUUUAUUCAAAUUGGAUAUGGCAACAUGUUUCAAUUGUUGGUAUUCUGGUAAAAGGAAACUUUCUAUGUGGAGAUGGCCAUACUACUACAACUGUCUUUGAUGCUUUUGUACUUAUUUGGAAAUUUCCCUACUUUUAUGUAAAACCAAUAUACCCAUGAUUAUAGCUUGAUAGAUGAACAUAAAUAAUAAUGCGAUUGGGAGAAAUAAAAUAUCACAUGAAAAAUUAUUUAACAGUGAAAUCUUUGCACUUUGAAAGCAUAAUGACUGAUUGACUGUUUUGAUGUUUGGAAUUUGGAUAUCAUCUAGUAUUUGGAUUUUAGAGAAAUCUGAAACUGAAGUUUAAUAUUAAGUGAAAGCCAUGCUUAAUAUAAUUUUCUGAUGUUUGAUGUCUUCAAUAAGUAAUAGUUUAAUAAUACUUCACCAUUGAGUUUUUAUCAUCUUGUUAGUGUGUUUGGAUUAUCUUACUUUGUGUUAACAAAAACUUAAAAUAAAAAAUGCUCACUGAACUGUUUUUGUGUAAAAAUUAAGUAUAACAGAACAUAUCAGAUCACUGGAAUAUAAUCAAAAUUACAAAUACACGUGCUGAUGUUAGCUGCCAGCAUUUUUUAAACAAGUUUAUUUGAUUUUUCAUGGUUUGUUAAAGGUGACAUUUUGUGAAGCCUUCUCUGCUUCCCCCAAGGAAGCUAGAUUAUGAUUCUUUUAAAUUCCUGCUUAUAGAAUAAUGAUUUUAUGUUUUCUAUGUAAUAUAAUAUAAAUUAAUGCUAGACUUUACAGUUGUGCCAAUAUAAUAUUCUCUACUAUGAUAAUUCUAGUAUUAAAAAUACUGUCUAGUAGUAAACAGUUUUCUACAGUCUGUUUUAUGUGCUUUUAUCAAUGCUUUCCUCUACCUUUACUGCUAUUUUUUUAGAACCAUGAUAUCGAUACCUUUGCUAAUUUUCUACCUUUUCAGCUAAUUUAUUAGAUAUACCUCUCCAUCUUUCUCUCUCUUCUUCAUCUCUCAUAGACACAAUAUUUAAACUCUGUUCUUCAAGCAAAUUUCACUAUAAAUUGCUUUGUAUUUUUCCCAACAAAAGAAGUUGUGGAGUGAAAUAUUGUGUUUCUUUUGCUGUUACUUGGAUUUACUUAUUGUUUAAUGUUUCUUUGGCCUUGUCGUGAUUAAUGAUUAGAGGGUUAGGAGUAUUUCCCUCUACGUGUGAAAUGUCUGUGCAUAGUUGAUCAUUAUUUUCGAGUGCAGGAAAAGAUUAGAAAAUGCUAACACCUUCUAACACUUGCUAAACCUUGCUCAGGUAAUAUCUGAAACGUUAGUCAUCCUAUUUUCCAAUCCUUCCUCUAUUUAUUAAGUCAAUCCUAACUCUUGCUGCCAUUCAUGAGAAGCUAGAGUGAGGAUCCAUCAUCUAAUUUAAAUCUCAGUGAUGUCAUUUUUAUCUUCCUUGUGUUUAUAUUUUUCCAUCCUCUGUUUUCUUGCCUCAGACUAGAAGGUGCUCUUUCUGUAUCAGUGGAUUGAGGCAUGGGUAAAUGGCUUCAAGUUGUGAAUUAUUUGCAGAUCUGACUUAUAUACACUGUCUAUUUUGACACCCGGAGAUUGCAAUUGAUAGUUAUGGGGCAUAGGCACUUAUAUAACCCAUCUUCGUUGUUUGAGGGUGAGCCUGACCAGAAUUGGAAUCAUAUGCAUACUGAUCAACAUUAUGUGCACCUUGGUAGGACUAGCACUUCAGAGAAUGGUUCUUUUAUUUAUCCUGCAGAAAAUAUGUCUGUAGAUGGCAUUUCUUUCCCCUCUCAUUGGAACUCUUCCACAAGAUCAAAUGGAUAUGCAUCCUCAAGUCUCAACAUUGAUUUACCUCCUCACCAGUCAGAUGCAUCAGGCUCUUCUAAUGAUCAUUUUGUGCAUUCGUCUAGUGCUGGAGCAUUCUUUGCCAUGCCUGAAAAUUAUGUACACCAGCCUUCUUCCAAUUAUGACAGACAAACAUUUCAUGUUGAUGGUGGUUUUAUUGAUCUUACAAUUGGAAAUGGACAAGGGCCUCACAAGCGUAAGAGUCCUGGAAUUCCUUCAGUCUAUGAGAGAGGUGGUACAAGUAGAUACUUUAAUGCUGGGAGUUCAUCUGAUCUUCCUAUAUCUUCAGAGUUAUGGCAGGAGAAGCCAAAUAUUGAUUCUCAAUAUAUGCCCUGGGAUCAUUUUAAUAUGACCCCCGCAUUCAGGGGUACUGGCCUUUCAAUAAAGGGUGAGGGUUCUCUGCGGAAUGUGAGGAGUCGUUCUGCACUUGAUUUGGAUUCUGACCUGGCUAGGACCCAUUUAUCAGGUAAUCAUUCGCACAACUACCCUACUGUUCCACCAGUGGGCCAUUCUGGCAUGGUGGAUCUUUCUAGUCAGACUUCUACUACAUUGACAAGAGAUUGGAGCCAAAUGAACAUACCUCCAGCUAAUGGAAGGGUGUUGUUACCAGAUGCAAGUGCUUUUGGUCUUGAGACUGGUCAUUUCCUUGUUGGAAGUGGUGCUACUACUAGCAAUCCUUCGGUUGAUAUUGGGGGUUUCCAUCAUGAAUUUGGUACCAGCAGAAAUCCUACUGCUCCUCAAAGUUUUCAUAAUAAUCCAUCUCAGACUGCUAGGGGAAUUCGAAGCAACUAUUCCCAGAGAUCCACUCCAACUUUUAGGGCUUCUUCAAGCUUGCACUUGGGACAUGGGACAUCUGAUGAUGGAUUGCCUAUGGUAGCUGAAAGUUACCCUUCUAGACAUCCAAGGCCAUUGAGCACCAUUGGCUGGCGGAAUGGUGAUAGAAAUGGGAGGUCAAGAAUUUCUAGUGAAAGAUAUCGAUCAUUGACUGAGGAAAGUGGUCUCCAUGAUCGAUUUUCUUCUGAGGGUUUCAUGGUUGUUGAGCGUGCAUCACUGUAUGGUUCCAGGAAUAUGCUUGAUCAGCACCGAGAAAUGAGGAUGGACAUAGAUAACAUGAGUUAUGAGGAACUACUUGCACUUGGUGAGAGGAUUGGCUAUGUGAACACAGGACUCUCUGAGGACGUGCUUUCCAAAUGUUUGAUGGAAACAAUACAUUGUUCAUCUGAACAAAAUCAAGACGAAGGAAACUGUGUAAUAUGUCUGGAAGAGUACAAGAACAUGGACGAUGUUGGAAAACUUAACACUUGUGGACAUGACUACCAUGUGAGCUGCAUCAAAAAGUGGUUGUCUAUGAAGAAAUUAUGUCCUAUCUGCAAAGUAUCUGCUUCGCCUGAGGAUACGAAGGAUGAAUAAAUUCUACUGUAGUAUAAUAAUUAAUCUCAUUUUGUGUAUAUAUUUUGGACAUCUCUCAAUCUCAAAAUGGAGGAAACAAACUUGCUUUUGGAAAUGUUGUAACAGGAAUGCUACUUUAUGUCAAUGUAUUUGUUUUCGGCUUCGAUAUCAAUUACGCGAAGCCUUGAA